AUGCUCUUCAGUCGCUCUCUGUGUCGUCUGCAGUCUGCUGCGUCGCUUUCAUCGUCUUUGCGCUUCGUCUCGUCUGCUCCGAGGAGGGCUUUUUCCAACACCACCAUACUCCGUGCCGUCGACAUGGAGACAAUCGAUACGUCGAAGCGCCUGGUGAGGCUCAGAGAGUUGAUGAAGCAGCAUCAAGUGGAUGUGUACAUUGUGCCCUCUGAAGACAGCCACCAGUCCGAAUACAUCGCUCAUUGCGACGCGCGCCGUGAAUUCAUUUCUGGCUUCACAGGUUCCGCUGGAACUGCCGUCAUAUCGACCAGCGCCGCCGCCCUCUCCACCGACGGCCGGUAUUUCAACCAAGCUGCGAAACAGCUCGAUAGCAACUGGACUCUUCUCAAGAGGGGGCUGGAGGGUGUUCUCACAUGGCAGGAAUGGAUCGCAGAACAGGCCGAGGGAGGAAAAUCCGUGGGUGUCGACCCCGCAGUCAUCACUGCUGCUAGUGCGCGCAAACUUUCCGACUCUCUCGGCAAGAACGGCGCAAAGCUGGUAGGCAUUGAGCAGAACCUGGUUGACCAAAUCUGGGGAGAGGAACGUCCGUCGCGGCCACGCGAAAAGGUCAAGGUGCACCCCGACAACUAUGCUGGCAAGCCUUUCCAGGAGAAGAUUGCAGAUAUCCGGAAGGAGCUGAAAACAAAGAAGCGUGCCGCUUUCAUUAUCUCCGUUCUCGAUGAAAUCGCGUGGCUUUUCAAUUUACGAGGAAAUGACAUCCCGUACAACCCCGUGUUCUUCUCAUACGCAGUCAUCACUCCCGAUACAGCAGAACUUUAUGUUGAUGAGGAGAAGUUGACCCCGGAGGUGAAGGCUCAUCUCGGCUCGGACGUGGUCAUUAAACCCUAUGACUCGAUUUUCGCCGACGCAAAAACACUUGCGGCCAAAGCUUCGACAACAGACAGUGGAGCCACCACCAAGUAUCUUCUCUCGAACAAAGCCUCAUGGGCACUUAGCCUUAGCUUGGGUGGCGAGGGCAAGGCGGACGAGAUUCGCAGCUCAAUUUCCGAUGCCAAGGCCAUUAAAAACGAAGUCGAGUUGAAAGGCAUGAGAGACUGUCACGUUCGGGAUGGCGCAGCACUGACUGAGUACUUUGCAUGGUUGGAGAACGAGCUGAUCAACAAGAAAUCUACCCUAGACGAAGUCGACGGUGCCGAUAAACUCGAGCAGAUCCGCUCGAAACACGACAGAUUCGUCGGUCUUUCCUUUGACACCAUCUCAUCCACUGGGCCUAAUGCAGCCGUCAUUCACUACAAGCCAGAGAAAGGUUACUGCUCAAUAAUUGAUCCCACUGCUAUCUACCUCUGCGAUUCAGGUGCUCAAUACCUGGAUGGCACAACCGAUACCACACGGACGUUUCACUUUGGCAACCCUACCGAAUUGGAAAAGAAGGCUUUUACUUUGGUACUCAAGGGCCUCAUUGCCCUGGACACGGCCGUGUUCCCCAAAGGCACAAGCGGGUUUGCUCUUGACGCAUUGGCACGUCAGCAUUUGUGGCACCACGGUCUUGACUAUCUUCAUGGCACUGGCCACGGCGUGGGUGCAUACUUGAAUGUUCACGAAGGGCCUAUUGGAGUUGGCACCCGUGUCCAGUACUCUGAAGUCCCCUUGUCUGCCGGAAACGUGAUCUCUGACGAGCCUGGAUACUACGAAGACGGCAAGUUUGGCAUCCGUAUCGAAAACAUCAUCAUGGCUCGUGAGGUUGAAACGGCACAUAAAUUUGGCGACAAGCCUUGGCUAGGAUUUGAGCAUGUUACCAUGACCCCGAUUGGACAGAACCUGAUUGAGAAGUCUCUUUUGAGCGAGUCCGAAGUCAAAUGGGUGAACGACUAUCACACCGAGGUGUGGGAGAAGACGAAUGGAUUCUUCACGCAGGAUGAGGUGACCUCGGCCUGGCUGAAAAGAGAAACGCAGCCUUUGAAAUAA
This is a messenger RNA of Talaromyces rugulosus, 1965 nucleotides long. RefSeq lists its product as uncharacterized. The transcript is spliced from 10 exons. Lineage: Eukaryota; Fungi; Ascomycota; Eurotiomycetes; Eurotiales; Trichocomaceae. Gene Ontology annotation, molecular function: metalloaminopeptidase activity. The record is from RefSeq and is a predicted model, not a curated record. The coding region runs from base 1 to 1965 and encodes 654 amino acids.